Messenger RNA from Helobdella robusta, 1203 nucleotides. RefSeq lists its product as hypothetical. Lineage: Eukaryota; Metazoa; Annelida; Clitellata; Rhynchobdellida; Glossiphoniidae. The transcript has 7 exons. The coding region runs from base 1 to 1203 and encodes 400 amino acids. The record is from RefSeq and is a predicted model, not a curated record.
AUGAGUGAAACGAAAGUCAUCCAAGCAAGUGUUGGUUCAAUGAAAUGGAAAAAUGACUCCACUCAGAAUAUCAACGAAGCCAGAAAACUUACUAAAAAAAUCUCAAAUUCCUGUGAUGGGCGCGUUAAUGAAAAUAUUAAACCAGGAACAAGACAAAAUACGAUAACUUACACAAAUGAAAAAGUAAACCAGAAGUUUCGGACCCUGAGACAAAUAUCAAACUCAGCGCGGGAGUACUUGAUAGACAUCAACCAACAAAUCAGAUCGGGCAACAGAACCAUCGAGUUGCUUGAUAAAAGAGUGGCCAACAUCGAGAGGGACGAAGCCAAAAAUCAGAUGAGCGUGAAAAUUAGAAAAAAUAGACCAGCUGCAGAAAAGGAAGUCGACAACGCGGAUCUACUGCUAAAGAACGAAGCUAACACAUUGAAGGAGCAAAAACAAUUACUAAACAGAAAGAAGCAAAUCAUUAAAAACAUCAACUCGAAACUGGCAGGCAGUAAGGAACUGCUGACCAAACUAACAAAAAACCUCACCCCUUUCCUUUCAUUGACACCUGACAACACUCUCCCGCCAAAAUACGGAGCAGACGAUUCUAUUGAAGAUAAUGAAGGUGAUCCUUACAUGCAGAAAGAUUUUGAAAAGAUAAUAGAUGAGGCCACAAAUUAUAUAGCGGAAUCUAAAAUAUUGAAAUCCGACGCUGACCAAUGUAUGAAAUCAUGUGACGAACAGCUGGAUGAGACGAAAAAACAAGUGAACCAAGCUCUGAGAACAAAAGUUGUUGAAACAAAAAGUUUGCAGAAAGAAUUGAAGUCAGCCAUAGACGAGGUGCAGCAGCUGUCCAACAAGAACGUGAAAGCUUUCAAAAGGACAGAACAUUCCUGGCUAGACAUGAAGGGUCCUGAAAGUAGAAAUAAUGCGAGCGUCAACGAGAAACCUGACAGGCCUCUACUUAAAGCUUUCCAGCAGCCACUCGACAACCAUCCGGAAAUUUUCGGCCAAAAAAUCGGAUCGGACAAACUGAUGUACUCAAUGAAGGAAACAGUGGUCAACAUGGAGCAACUGAGAGUGGUCCAAGAAACUCUUCAGAGGGAUGUUCAGGGUAAAAAGCAAGGAGCCAUCAUCGACAGCCAGAUCAAAAUUAUCAGGAAUCAAAAAAUAAAACAUCCUAAAUUCGGAAUUGACGAAUUCUAUGCAAUUAAAUAA